GUUAAUUUGAAGUUGCGAAUCUGCGAUACGGAAGUGAAGUCUUGCACCAGGCAGGAACCCACGUGUGCAGCUACCAGGGGGAAGCAACAGAGAGGCUUCAGUCUGUGCAGCUUAGAAACACCCGACUUAUAUCUGCUUUGCACUAAACUAUUUGUGCGUUAUUACACUCCAGGACAUUUUUCAUAAUGUCUUCUUUUCGGAAAGCGUUGAAAUCCCGACAGAGGAACCACCAUGAACGAUCUCAGCCUGGUUUCAGGAAACAUCUGGGAUUGCUGGAGAAGAAGAAAGACUACAAACUCCGUGCAGAUGAUUACCACAAGAAACAAAACACUCUCUCUGCUCUGCGAAAGAAAGCUCUGGAUAAGAACCCAGAUGAGUUUUACUACAACAUGAUCAGCUCUCAGCUGCAGGAUGGAGUUCAUGUACCGAAGAGAGACAACGAGGAAGUGGAGAUGACAGAGGAGCAGAAGAACGUGAUGAGGACGCAGGAUAUCAAAUAUGUGGAGAUGAAAAGGAUGGCCGAGGCUAAGAAAAUUGAGAGGAUGAAAGGAGAGCUCCAUAUUCUGGAUGCAGACAGCAAACAGAAGAACAAGCAUACAUUCUUUGUGAAUUCCAAGAAGGAAGUGCAGUCAUUCGACCUGGCAAACCACCUCAACACGGCUCCUGAGCUGGUGGACAGAGUGUUCAACAGACCAACCAUGAAGACUUUGGAGACGAAGACUAUCCAGGGAGCGGCAGAUUCUCUCAGUAUAAAGAAGAUGACCAAGCAGAGGAACCACCAGUAUAAGAUCCUUUCCCAGAGGAUCGACAGGGAAAAGAAAAUGUUUGUAAUCAGCCAGAAGAUUCAGACCCGCAAGGACCUGCAGGAUAGGAACAAGAAAGUGAAGGAGAAAAAGGAGACACCCAAUGCUGCCGCUAUCUACAAGUUUGAGACCAAGAGGAAGCGCUGACGGGGCGUUAUCUUCACGCUAAGAAGAAAUCACCAACUGGUGAAAUACUGGACUUCUCCAUCACACCAGAGAAAUGGGAUCAUUUUCUUUCCCUUCAAUCUUGUUGCAGUUUUGUACAUAUGUAUCUACAACUUUUUAGUUUCUUUCAAAUAAAUGUGAGCAGAAGAUACACA
Cottoperca gobio is the source of this 1123-nucleotide messenger RNA. RefSeq names its product UTP11 small subunit processome component (gene utp11). Gene Ontology annotation, cellular component: small-subunit processome; nucleolus. Gene Ontology annotation, biological process: rRNA processing. The record is from RefSeq and is a predicted model, not a curated record. The transcript has 8 exons. The coding region runs from base 186 to 950 and encodes 254 amino acids. Lineage: Eukaryota; Metazoa; Chordata; Actinopteri; Perciformes; Bovichtidae.